UUAUCGCGGUAGACGUGUGUGCAGUGUGUGUUUUGUUUCGCGCUAACAGUUUUUGGUUUUCGAUUUAUACUAUCGGUCGUCUGCUCCAGUUGAAAACGAAUUCUUGUGUAUCAAGUCUUAAGCGUUUUAGCAAGUUAAUAUUUUUCAAUUAGAUUUCAACUUUUUUAAAUUUGUCUUCUGUAUAUUCAUACUGUGAUGAAACAUAUGAUUAACAUCAAAUUAUUGGGGAUUUAAUAUUUUCGUAUUAAAAUGAAUUAAAAGUGUAUAAAGAAAAAAAUUAUCAUUGCCAUAAUUUUUUUAAUUUCUUAUUUCAAUAUUUUUCAUUAUAGUUUCCUGUGGAAAUGAUUAUAUACUCAAAAAAAAUGUGGUUCUUAAUAAAAUAAUAUAAAUGAGUUCUGAACAGAAUAUACGCACUGAUAGGAAUACAAAUAUUUCAAGCGAUGGUGUGGAGAUAAAAAAUAACGGUGAUUGCGCUAAUGUUUGUGAUGCCGCUCCAAUUCGAAUUAGAAACUUGGAUCAUCACAGUGAACCAGAAACCGAAACUAAUUCCGCGCCUUCCGGAUUAAAAACAACUAAAAAGGAUUUACCAAAUCUUCCUCAUAUAGCUCUGCAGCCUUCAGCAAGUGUUCCCAUACGGGAAGAUCGAAGUACUCCAUCAGAAGAAGAUAGCUGUGAAAAUUUAAUGUGUCAUAGUUGGUCUGGGUCAGAAAGCAGAGAUGACAAAUGCACACAUUUUCACAAUCAGUACCAAAGGCCAAAAUCUGUUUCAUUCCACACAGGAUCUAGUCUUCCUAUUGAAAGCAAAAUAUCAAAUGCUAUUGAUUGUGUUAAAUACAUGAUAAAUGGCAGCAAUCUAAUCAAAGUUCGUCCAAGUGCUCGACAGUACAGACGCUUCUUCAGACUUGAAAAUUGCUCUGAUGAAUAUGCUUUGAAAUGGAUGCCAUCUUCUAAAAAGUCAUCAAAAGCAAAAAUUCUAAUAAAAUCUAUGAAGGAAGUGCGAAUGGGAAGAACAACUGAUGUAUUAAGAAGCAAGGAAAUCUCAUGGACAUAUUCUGAAGAUUGUGCUUUUUCAAUAAUUUAUAAUGACAAUUUUGAAUCUCUUGAUCUGAUAGCAUCAUCUCCAGAUGAAGCUAAUAUUUGGGUUACUGGGCUGAAUCUUUUGAUUAAUGCAAUAAAGUCAGCGCCAGAUUCGAUUGAUGAAACUCAAAAAAUGAGAGAAAAAUGGUUAAAAGAUGUCUUCGAUCAAGCAGAUACCGAUCAAAAGGGAUUACUGAGUGAAUAUGAUGCCAUAUCAUUAAUGAAAAGAAUUAAUAGUGCUCUAAGUACAGUCCGCUUGCACCAAAAAUUUAUGGAAUUUGAGCAUGGAAAGCAAGGAGAAGAAAGAGGAAGAAUCGAUCGAAGUGGUUUUGUAAAUAUAUUCACUGAAACUACUAGGAAAGAAAUACAUUUUUUGUUAAUAAGGUUCUCUGGUAAGGAUUAUAUGACUUUAGAGGAUCUGCAACUGUUUCUUGAAGGAGAACAAGGAAUGGUUAAUAUUAGCACAGAAGAUUGUAUGAAGAUUAUUGAGCAAUAUGAGCCAUCUGAUGAAGCUAAGAAAAAUAAACAAAUACUAAUUGAUGGUUUUACUCUGUUCCUCCUGUCUGAAAGCUGUGAUAUUUUUAAUCCUGAACACCUGACUGUUUGUCAAGAUAUGACUCAUCCUUUUCCUCAUUAUUUCAUUUCUACAUCUCAUAAUACUUAUCUUUUAGAAGAUCAAUUAAAAGGGCCUUCCAGUGUAGAGGGUUAUAGCACUGCUCUGAAAAUGGGCUGUCGCUGUUUGAAGGUGGAUUGUUGGGAUGGUUUGGAUGGUCCUGUUGUCUUUCAUGGUAAUACCUUAACUUCAAAAAUUUCUCUUGAAGAUGUUCUGGAAACAAUUGUGGAAUUCGCUUUUGUUACAUCACCGUAUCCAUUAAUUAUUCAUUUAGAAAAUCAUUGCAGUCUUGAAAAUCAAGAGAAAGUCGCUUCACUCUUCACUAAAAUAUUAGAUGAUUAUUUAUUUAUUCCAAGCAAAGAGGGCAAGCAGAAAGUUUCACAGAUGACACCUGAACUUUUAAAAAGAAAAAUAAUUAUUAAAGGUAAAAAACUCCCAGCAACAUGUACAGGUCCAAAUGGUGAUGUUUCAGAUGAGGAUGAAGACCAAGAAGGAAGUGGCAGCAAAAGUAUAUUCAGAAAAAUUAAAUUGUGUCGUUCAUUAUCAGAUCUUGUUGCUUUAACGAGAACAAGGUUUUGGGAUAUUGAAUUAACAGAAGAAAUUCAGAAAUUGUCAGAUGUGUCAUCGUUUUCUGAAGGGAUGGCUUCCAAAUUAGCUCAGAUAUCUCCUGAAGAUAUGGUGAACUACAGUAGAAGAUAUCUAAUUCAUGUUUUCCCAAAUAGCAAUCGUGUCGAUAGCAGUAAUUAUAAUCCUUUGGAGUACUGGUGUCUUGGAUGUGAAUUAGUUGCAAUGAAUUAUCAAACAGCUGGACUAAUGAUGGAUUUAUAUCAAGGUUGGUUUCAGCAAAAUGGGAACUGUGGUUACACUCUUAAACCUUCCUUUCUUAGAGAUCCAUUGUGUCUGUAUUCAGGAGGCUGUGCUAAAGAUCCCUUGCCUGGUGUUGAACCAACUAUAUUAAAUCUUAAGAUUAUUAGUGCUCAGCAGUUACCUCAACCUAAAGGAGCAUCUGCCAAAGCUAGUUCAAUUGAUCCAUACAUUGUUGUUCAGAUCUAUGGAAUGGGUAUAGAUUGCGCAGAAGCACGUACAAGAACUCAUGAAGGUCAUUCUCCUAUAUUUGAUGAAAGUUUUGAGUUUACUGUAACAGUUCCUGAACUUGCAUUGUUAAGGAUAGCUGUAUUAGAUGACGAAUUUAUUGGGGAUGAUUUUAUUGGGCAGUAUACAAUUCCACUUACUUGCUUGCGUAGAGGCUACCGUCAUUUACGACUGUUAUCUAAUAAUGGGGAUCCUUUGUAUAAUACAACACUUUUUGUAUACAUCUCUAUGACUACAAGAUCUGAAAAACAGAGAAACAAGAGGAGAAAGGCUUGGCUAAAUAUGAAGGCUGUAGGUAUUAAACAAGCAGAUGAUGUUUUUAAGAAUGCUGCUAAUCAUUUAGCCGAAGCUUAUAAGAUGCGAAUUGAUGAAGAACAAGCAAUGUUAGAUUUGUGUAAAGAAUGUGGUCUUCCAGAUCAUGCUAACCUCGUACAAUGUGUUAGAGUAUUAUCUCUACGUAUGGCUAGCUCACCUGCUGUAACAUCGUGGGAAAUAGAAAAUAUUAGUACUCAACCAACAGUGCGAGUAUGUGGCGAACUUUCUUCUUGUUUAUGUAAAGCUGUCUCAUUGUUAGAAAAGGUCCUGGUUGAAUAUAAUUACAUUAAAAAGAAUGCUCAUGAUAUUCUGAAAAUACUUACAGAUCACUGUAAAACAGGAGAAACUACUUGGUGUGAAAUGAUGCAUAAUACAUCUAAUCUUGGGUUAAAAGGAAGAAAAGUAGAAAAGAUUGCUGAAAACUUUUUAUGGAAUAUGACUAUGUUAGCUACUCAAACUGACCUAUUAAAAGCAGUGUAUGAACAGAGCUGUACAACAAUUAAUCAGUUGAGCAAUUUGAUGCCAGUUUUCCUUAAGUUAUUUCAACGGGAAAGAGAGAGUGUCAUUGCUAAUGUAUCCAGUGCUGCUGUAACUCCAGUGUUAACAAAUCAAAUAAAUCUACUGCCUUCCUCUGAACCUAUUCCCCUCACUCCAACUUCUCCGGGUGAUGGCAGAUUACGUGGUAUACUUAAGAAAACCAGCACAGCAUCUACAAUUCCAGUCUCUGGAAGCCAGGUUGAUAGCAAUGGUGGAUCAUCUGUCUUCUUUCCUGGAAAUAUAUCUGAAAAUACAAAUAGGUAGCACAAGCCACAAAUAGUUACAUUUACUUUUCCUCAGCUAAUGUUUGGCAAGCAGUAACCUGAGCAAAUGCUGGGAAAUGGUUGUAUUAGUAUCAUUUAUACAAUCUUUAUAUUAAGAAAGUCAUCAAACAUUCAGAACAUUUGCUUCAGUGGAUAUUAUGGAUUAUUUGAAAAGCAAUAUGCUCCAUAUCUAGUCUUCUAUUCAUCCAGUGGUGAAUAUUGUUAUGGGACAUAAAAGAAUGUUUUUUUAAAAAAAAUUCUAGGUUGUAGUCAUGUAUAGAAAAUUUUUAGCCUUCAUAAAAGGAUUUUUUUUUUUCUGUCUCCCUGUAAAAUGUUUCUUUCUUAAGUUAUUGCUGUUUGAGAUUAUUUUAGUUGGUAUGAAAUUUUUUCCCUGUGGUUGCUGUGCAAAUAAGAUGAUGCUCAAAUUAUGCACCUCUUUUUUAUUAUUUAUUACUUAUGUGUUGUUUUGUAAAACUUAAAAGCUUUUAGUUUUUUUUAUAGUAUUAAUUUGUUGUGAUAAUUUAUAUCAAAAAAAAAUUUACACUGUUCAGUUAAUGUCAUUUUUUUAUUCAAAGUAUGAUGAGUUGGUUAAAAAAAAAACAUCUUUCAUGGCUUUGUACAAAUUUAGAUUAUGCCAAAACUAUUUUGUUUCAUAUUGUCUGUCCAGUGUUUCAUUAAAAAAAAUGUAAAAUGAGAUGAUGCUUUUCUACUAAUGAUGUUGAGUAAUGCUAUAUGAAUUAAAAAUGUAUAAUUUGUUUUAAAAGUGAUAUUUUGCUAAUAUUAAAAUAUCAUAAACAAAUUUCGUAAUAAUUCUUUAAAUCUGUAAUAGUUCUUUUAGAUAUUACCAAAAUAAUUAUCUUAAAGAAAAAAUAUUUCUUUACAAAGAAUAUAUAAAUUAUGUUGUUUAAUGGUACAAAUGAAUACUAAAUUUUAAAUUCUUUCUUGUGUCAAUCUAGUUGCAGAAUUUUUUUAUCCUUCCAUAUAAAAACCUCAGCAUUCUAGAAGAGUAAUUCUAAUUGCUUAAUUUAGACAGUUCAUGAUUCACAAAUGUAUUUUUAAAUUGAUAUAAAAUAUCAGUUAAAAAGUCCAAAAAAGUAUGAUUUUUUUAAAUUUCUGAUUAUUAUUGAAUAUUUUUUCCAGCACUGGAAGACCCUCUUUUAUUAUAUAUUUAUGCUGUCUUAAUUUUUAAAAAAAGUUAUACAUUCAAGAAAAAAUAAUUAUAUUUAAACAAAAGCAAUGUUAUAGUAUUUGUUUUUCUCCUGAAUUCGGAGAAAGAUAACAUAUAUUGUUAUACAUGAUAACUUAAUGAAGUUCUUUUUAAAAAUGUGUUUUUAUGUAUAUUAUAAAUUUUUAAACUUUUAUUCUGUAAAAUAUUAAUAGAUUUUGUCAAAUUAUUUGUUUUACUGUCAUUAAUGUUUCAUCCUAGCUUUUUUUCAAUCUGUCAACUGUAUAUACUUCUGAAACCACAAUUUUUAAAUAUUUCUAAAUUUUCUUUUAUGUGAUAUUUAAUAAUCAAAUUUGAAAGUCAAAAUGUUUUUUUUAAAGUAAAGCUACACCAUUGAUGUACAUUUUUCCUAUUAGUGUUCAGUCAUUACUGUUUAAUGUUACGAAGAGGGGGGGAACCUAUUGAACAGCUUUUAAACUGUUGUACAAAAUUAAGUAUUUCAUAUAAUAUAUUUUUGUUGUGCAGUUAUUAAAAUUCAAUAAUUCUAAAUAUUUUGUUUCAGUUGAACAGCUUUUAGACAGUUUAUUGGUUAAAAAUAUUUUUCUAUAUAUAUAUAUAUCUCAAAAUCAGUGUUUAGUUCAUUUUAAAUUUUGGUCAAUGUUGGAAGUUCAGAAAAACUUAGUUUUAUAGUUCUAAGAAGCUGCUAUUAUGAAAAAUUGUUGAUUGUGUACAAUAUAUUUAUUCAUGUUGGAUUAACUGAUAUCAUUUAUAAUUAGAAAGAUGUAUCUAUUUGUUGCAUUUUUUAAAUUAUAUUAUAAAAAUUUUGAGAUGCAGCCAAAA
Messenger RNA from Argiope bruennichi, 5902 nucleotides. RefSeq names its product inactive phospholipase C-like protein 2. Gene Ontology annotation, biological process: intracellular signal transduction; lipid metabolic process. The record is from RefSeq and is a predicted model, not a curated record. Gene Ontology annotation, molecular function: phosphatidylinositol-4,5-bisphosphate phospholipase C activity; calcium ion binding. Lineage: Eukaryota; Metazoa; Arthropoda; Arachnida; Araneae; Araneidae. Bases 389 to 3898 code for a protein of 1169 amino acids. The transcript is spliced from 26 exons.